CCAAAAUUCCAAAUUUUGCACUCACGGCCCAAAUAAAGAACAAAUCUCUCGUAUUAUCAAACCCGCGCCAUCGACGCCAUUCGCCGGCGAACAGAAUGCGGUGCCGAGAAACGCUAAUCCGGUGUUCUCACCGGGGAAACUGUGAGAUAAACCCUAAGAUUUCUCGUCCGUUGAAAUUUCACCGUAGCCGCGACGGAGAAGAAGCUUCGCAUCCGUUGGAACGAGAAACGCUGACGCUUCCCCUUCUUCGGAUUGACGGAAUUCUCAAGUAGCAUUGAUGAAAAACUUUUUCCUGUCUGGUGGCUGAUGAUACUGCCAUGUUAUGCAUAACUAUGGUUCCGGGCACUCGUCAGCAGUGGCUUACGCGUAAUGCUAUCUACGCGGGAAAGAGGGAAAGGAUGUCGUGAAAAUGUUGAUUGAAAACAAAAUCGACAAAAUAAUGUGGAAAGGAAGAAAGAUGAAGCGGGUGAUGCCGAGAUAUGGCGAAUAUAUAAAGGUGAUACAUUUUUGUUUUCAGUGAAGAAGAAAAAAAAAUAGCACGCAGAGGCAUGUAGUCACGACAUGUGUGAGUUUUGCUCCUUUUUUUUCUUCUCUUAAAUAUCUAUGAUUUUACAUAUAUAGAAUCAGUUUUUAAUGUUUUGAGGCUGCUAUUUUCCUAUUAUGUCUUCAAUUUAUCAGGUGUAAAUUAAUGAUUUCUAAGAAAGGAUUCAUUUUUCUACUUUUUUCUGAAAUGGAAGUUUGUUUUGGAUUCCACUAUUUGUUUUGUAUAUAAUGAGGUGUUUUCAGAGCCUAGAUACAGAAGAUAAGCUUGAGAAAAAACGCAUACACCUGAGGUAUCAACUCUUGUUUCCUUCUCUGUCAUUUUCAGCUGCUUUUUCUUGUUUUUUUUUUCACUGGUCGCUUUCAGACACUCGUUCUCUCUCUCUCUCUCUCUCUCUCUCUCUCUCUCUCUCCCCAUCUCUCUCACUCUCACACACACUUACAUGUUACACCUUGCCUGUUGAAAUCGAGUAGUUCAUCUCUGAUUGUUUGGAAUUUUUUCUCGCAAAUCUAUCAAAGGUGUGUACGCUCAUUGUCUUAUAUUUUAAUGAAGUAUGUAAUCCUUGUAACAGAAGAGAAAUCUGUGUUUGUUUGGAUCUCUCUCUCUCUUUUUUCUUUCAUGUUGUAGAUGAUACUUCCAUUUAGAUAUGGCAGAUCAAGUGUUAUACCAUAUCAAAGUUCCAUUAAGCUUUAAGCAGACUAUUAACCUGAGUCGAAGGUAGGACUGUUAUACCUAGGUCUUGAAUCAUGGUUAAUUAAUUUGUGUUCUGGAUUUUAUGUUGUUUUUCACUAUAUACCUGAAUCACACACACACACACAUAUAUGUGUAUAUAUCAACUGCUGACUAUCGUUCCUUUUGUUGUGACCAACGUAGAUAAAUUGUUAUUCCACUUGACCGAAUGAAAGAUAGGAAAAGAAAAUACCAACAUAAUACUGUUGGGAUCUUUUUGCUUUUCCCGCGCUUCUUGCAUUAUAUUUGAAUUUCCUGUUUUGCGGACGUAAUUAUGAUUUGCCUGAAUUGAUUUUAUUCGCCUGUGAAAAAAGCUUGUUUGGGCAUUCUUGGAAAAUGAUUUUCAUAACCAUGGCAUACUACUCAUUAAUAUCUGAAAAGAACUGCCUGUUUGAAAUCUGUAGAAACUUCAUGAAAUUUUAUAAAAUUUUAGUGUAAGUCUUAGGUACAAAUAAUAAGAAAGCUUGUGUAUGUGUGCAUGCAUUAUCGUCUUGUAGUUGCUUUAUGGGUUUCACUAGGAGAUCUACCGGUCUGAUCGCUGUAGAACCAGAUGGUUUGGGUAAACAACCUCUCAUCAAUACUUUUUUUCUCUUGUUUCUUUGUGUUAUAGGAAAUAUAAGCUGGUGAGAUGGAGGGUAGCGAUUCAUCCCAGUCCCCGUGGGCAAACAUGGAAUAUGACGUUCUUGUGAAGAUUUUUAUGACCCUAAACCUGAUGGACUUGGUUUAUGGUGUUGCUGGGGUGUGCCAAUCCUGGCGUGCUGCAGCCCAUGACCCUCUUUUGUGGGAAAAGAUCGAUUUUACCAGCUCGAGCUCUCAUCCGAUCAUAGCUCGCCGUGUUUCCUACUGGGCCGACAUGCAUAGUCGUUUACGUUUUAAGCAAAUGUUAAAGACCAUUGCCAAGUUCAGUGGUGAUGCCGUCACCCGUCUGUACUUCAGUUUCUACAUAUAUGUGGACGACAAACAUAUCACAUAUGCUACUAAGAGAUUUCCGAAUAUCAAAUGGCUUGCUCUACCGGGGUGGAAUAACAUUAAUGAAACCACAUUCAUUCGUUCCCUUGCCGGAUGGAGAAAUCUCGAGUCCAUAACGUUCCCAUCCAUUUGCAGUCCGACCAGUGUAAUGAAAUUCCUGGGGGAACACUGCCAGAACUUCACGAAACUGAAGAUGAUCCACACCUUCGACUAUUCUUGCGCAGAGGCAGUUGUUAAUCUUCUCCCGAACCUGAAGGUUCUGAGUCUGCGAUCCUCCAUCGUCUACAAGGAUGCUCUCUACCACCUUGUGGAACACGCACCAAGCCUGCUCGCUCUGAAUGUAGCUCAUUGCCUUGUGUUUGAGUUGGACGAGCUUCCCACCUACCGGGAAAUCUUCGAACCCGUGACCUAUAAAGGACAUUCAAGAACUCACACUACUGGGUCACGAGCUCUUCUUCAACUGGAUACUGUUGCCCCAUUGUGUUCUAAGAUACUUUUGAGGUUCCUCUAACAGGAAAUGCUCGAACCCAUGACCAUUAAGGGACGGAUAAGAGCUCGUCAGCUAGAUAAUGUUGCCUCAUACUUAUGGGGUUUCUCUAACAGGAAAUGUUCAAACCCAUGACCGUUCAAGGGGCGGGCAAGAGCUUGAACCACUGGGCCACGAGCUAUGGCUCAACUAGAUACUGUUGCCACAUUGUGUUGUAAGAUACUUAUGUGGUUUCACUAACGCAGAAAUGCUUGAACCCGUGACCGUUAAGGGACGGACAAGAGCUCGAACCACAGGGCCACGGGCUAUGUUCAAAUAGAUAACGUUGGCAACAUUGUGUUGUAAGAUGAUCUUUGAGGUGGUGGUUUCACUGACAAGGAAACGGCACAUGUGACAGAUGAACAUCAGGCCGGUGAUGGAGAAGGAGGUGACGGAGAUGGCGAAAAGGCUGGAGAAGGUCAUAUGGUGCGACAGGAGGACUUGCCCGAGGU
Messenger RNA from Tarenaya hassleriana, 3217 nucleotides. RefSeq names its product F-box/LRR-repeat protein At3g48880-like. The transcript is spliced from 5 exons. The record is from RefSeq and is a predicted model, not a curated record. Gene Ontology annotation, molecular function: protein binding. Lineage: Eukaryota; Viridiplantae; Streptophyta; Magnoliopsida; Brassicales; Cleomaceae. The coding region runs from base 1899 to 2750 and encodes 283 amino acids.